Messenger RNA from Cyanistes caeruleus (blue tit), 3099 nucleotides. Lineage: Eukaryota; Metazoa; Chordata; Aves; Passeriformes; Paridae. The record is from RefSeq and is a predicted model, not a curated record.
GGUCCCGCUCGGCCCGGCCCGACAGACCCAGCACAAAGCGGGGAGCAGAGGCUCUCCGGGCUGGAACCCACUCACUCCAGGGGUUGGAAUCCCCCCCCGGGCUGCGGGGUGUCUGUGGUGUGGUGUAGGUCCUGAGGGUAUCAGCAGUCAGCUCCGGGCUGGGCCGCUGGCGGGCAGGCAGCAGCAGGCAGCGGGGAGGCUGUGAGGAGCUGGUGCCACAUCUCCCUGCGUCCGUGCUCCCGACUCACCCAGCAGAAGGUGUGGCUGGGCUGCGCACUCCCGACUCCCGUCUCUUCUGCUCCGUCUGUUCCUGGUGGGCAAAUCGGAGGCCUGGUGUGAUGGGGUUGCUCUGAGACCUCGCCCCAGGAGCUUCAGGCCUGGAUGUUGGUGCUGUUUCUCCCGGACAAUGUGGCUGAUACUCUGGAGAAGCCCUCUCUUCCCCCCUGUUCUCCAAGUGCCUGAGCUGGUGGCCAGCUGGGACCUGCGUCUCACCCUCUGGGUCCUGAGCUUUGCCUCGCUGGUUGUGCAGAUGGAGGGCCAGGUCUACUCACCCACUGUCAACACGCACUAUGGGAAGUUACGAGGGGUGCGCGUGCCGUUGCCCAGUGAGAUCCUGGGGCCCGUGGACCAGUACCUGGGGGUUCCUUAUGCCGCUCCCCCCAUCGGGGAGAAGAGAUUCAUGCCCCCCGAGCCACCACCAUCCUGGUCAGGCAUCAGGAACGCUACCCACUUCUCACCAGUCUGCCCCCAGAACAUCCACAACGCCGUUCCCGAGAUCAUGCUGCCCAUCUGGUUUACCUCCAAUUUGGAUAUCGUGGCCACGUACAUCCAGGACCCCAACGAGGACUGUCUGUACCUCAACAUCUACAUCCCCACGGAGGAUGUAAAACGGAUUUCCAAGGAAUGCACCCGAAAGCCCAACAAGAAAAUAUGUAGGAAAGGAGGAGCCAGCGCUAAGAAACAGGGCGAGGACUUAGCGGAUAAUGACGGUGAUGAAGACGAAGGUAUUUCUGUGCUCGAGGCUGCCACUGCAUGACACGCCAAGCAGCUCCGUUUGCCCGCCAUCCGCUGCCACCCCCAGGGAGCCCUGUGUGUGUCUGUCUGCCGUGCCAGGCAGCUGCGCGGGGUGGGGGGCAGGCUGGCCGGCUGUGCAGGGCACCCAGGACCUUCCCCUCCUCCCCAUGGGGGGAAAGCUCAUGGGGUUUUUCCGCUUUAGGAGAAGUUUGCUCCUGCUCAGUUGGAGCGAGGGCAGGGAGGAAGCAUGGCAGCUUGGGAGGAGAAAAGCCCUCGGGCACCUGGGCCCAUUUCACCCUGAGCCCAGUCACAUCCCACCUCCAGCCUCAUCCCUCCAGAGUCAGUGACAUGCAUCUGGGAGCCAGCAACCUCCCCAUCCGCCCUUGCCCGGCCCUGCCGUGGCUGUGCCGGCAGCCUGAACACUCGGCACCCAGAGGGCAUCUGGCCAUGCACAGGAGACCCAGGGUCCGCUUGGUUUCUUCUCUCCUUCCUCACCCGGUGGAAGUGAGGUCUUGCUUGCAAGCACCAGCCGAGACGGAGCAAGUGGCCUUUCAAGCAGAUGUGAUUCUAGAUGUGUGCCAGCACUAAGCAAGCUGCAGAAUAGGCUAUUUUUAGUAGAACGGGGUGGUUUGUCUGCAGGUUAUGGAGUCGGCAGCGUGUUUGGCUGCAGAGAUGUAAUGAGGAGGUAGGAGGAAGGGUUGGCCAGGGUGCAGCCCUAAUGUGCUGAGGACAGUAAAGCCUCGUGGUGUGCAGGAGGCCCAGGCAGCUCGAACAAGGCCUGGCAGAUGGCAUUUAGGAUCUGGGAAAUAGAUGAAAAACUUUUUCCUUGGCAGUACUAAAACCCUGUUGUUUACUCCAGCUAACCUGUGCCCCACGAUCUCUUGUACCAGGGCGUAAACUGGCAUUCAGCCUAAGUGACUCGACUGUGCUAAAUCCACACACUCCAAAAUGUACUGCAGCGGUUGGGAGCUGUUUAUUUCCUGGUACAUCUCUGUACAUUGUUGCCAUUCUGCUGCGAGGAGGGCCCUUUGUACAUCAGGGAAUGGGUGCAGGAUGGAGAAGCCAUGGCAUUGAUGUUCCUGCCCCUCACGUUUCAAGCAGGUGGUUGUCCUGAUGUAGCUCUGCCACACAGGCAAUGUCUGUCCUGGAGGAGCUGCAAGCACAUUUUGCUCCCCCUGGUCUGUGCAUUUAGGAAAAGCCAGGACAGGUUUUGGGUUUGGCAUAGCCUCAUUCUCCUGGAGGGAAGGAGGUUUUCUGUAUGGGAGGCCACCUUUAGCCAUGCUGUGGGCCACAGCUGGAGGUGAGAAGGGCCACCGAUACCCAUCAGCCUGGCCUGCAGCCCCGUGCCGUGGGCAAACCACAGGGAGGAGUGGACAUGGCAGGGGUUAGGUGGGUGUGGGUGAGCAUGACCUGCCCAGCCGGUGGUCAUGGUGUUGGUGUGGCUGUGGCCCAAGAGUGCCAGUCCUGCUGCACUGCUGAGGGAGGCAGGCAGGGAGCAGCAGCUGCCUGGGGCAGCUGAGGCCAAGCAGGCACUGCCAGCCCACCUGAGCAAGGUGCUGGGCAUGAGUGAGCACAAGGGAGAAGGAAGUCCAUCAGUGCUGGAUCGCCAGCUCAGGACAGCGCUGGGCAGCGCAGGCAUGUGGGACCUGGCAAUGUCUCCAUGGCGGGGGAAACUGCCUCGUCUGUGUGACGUGGGCAAGGUGCACCAGGAGCCCAAGCACAGGUACUAUUCCCUUGUGGGUGGCCAUGGCUCCAUGAGGGAUCACCAGCCAGUGGGGCAGGAGGGGCAGGAUGUCCCCUGGACAGAAGCUGAGAGAGGGAGCAUGGCUGCUCCCUGUGCACUAGGCUCACACAGUCCUUCCUCCCCGACCCUCGGGGUCCCAUUCCCCAUCCUCACUCCAUGCCUCAUGCCCUGUCCUCGUCCAGAUGCCGUGCUCACCUCCCUGACACGCACACGUGCAUACACUGUCUGCCUCAUCACCAUGUCUAUGUCUGGGCACUGGGGUGCCGUGGGUCUACAUCCAGACAGGCAGGUCUCUGCCUUCCCAGGGGAAUGGGAGUGGGAGAGUGAGACAUUGGAGCACA